This is a messenger RNA of Pisolithus orientalis, 747 nucleotides long. RefSeq lists its product as uncharacterized. The transcript has 6 exons. The record is from RefSeq and is a predicted model, not a curated record. Bases 1 to 747 code for a protein of 248 amino acids. Lineage: Eukaryota; Fungi; Basidiomycota; Agaricomycetes; Boletales; Pisolithaceae.
AUGCCCUUUGAUGCCACCCUCAAUAGGCACCUUGUGUGGGCUGCAAAUACCAUUGCAAGAGAAUUGGGCACAACUGCAAGGAACCAGUAUGGUGCAGCCUGUCAGGGCCUUCAACUUGUUAAUAUGCUCAAUUUCAUGGAACCAUUCAUUGGCAGCCAAUUACACCCAUCUCACCAGUCUGUGGUAGAGAUGGGUAUCCUCUACUUGGAAUGCUGGAUUGAGGUGGCCUCUAAUCAGCUUAAUAGCUUGAUUUUGGUGACAGUGUCAUGCACAGGUUAUACUCCUCCCCUCCCAGCAUGCUACUAUGUGUACCUCAGACACCAACAUGAUGGGGUUAACUUCUGCCAUCAUAUGCAGCUAAUUCCCCUUACUGAUCCCCAUUCCAACUUUACAUCCCCUUGGUGGCUAUAUUGUUCUGAGGAAUACCAAGUGGAUUCCCAAAGAUUACAAGGCAAGGAGUUGUUUUCUGCAGCCAGGGAUUUCUUUAAGUUGAUGAUGGCCCAGGGCUUGUGGCCAUUGCCUGAGGUGCCAAUCACAGACCAUUUUGAUGGCCAUAUCAAGGAGCAGGUCAAAUACUACAUCAAAAAUAUUUCAAAAUAUGCUGAUCUUGUCAACACUUGGGUCAAGAAAUCAACCAUUUCUAUGCUAGGUGUUUAUGAUGCACACCCUUUGGCUCUGAGUACCCACCCAUCUAUGAUGUUUAAGCACCUAUCCAUCUGCAAAAUCUCUGAAAUGCUGCCUGUCUGA